AUGUGGGCCAGCUUGUGGUUCUGGGCCCUGGUGGCCGUCUGCACUGCGGACCAGUUCCGGGACACAGCGGAGAGGAUCAUGCAGAGCGCGCCUGUCAUUGACGGGCACAAUGACCUGCCCUGGCAGCUGCUGAAACUGUUCAACAAUCAGCUUCAGGACCCGAGGGCCAACCUGACCAGCCUGGCCCACACGCACACCAACAUCCCCAAGCUGAGGGCUGGCUUUGUGGGUGCCCAGGUAUGGCUGGAGCCCACGCCCUGCGACACCCAGAACAAGGAUGCCGUGAAGAGGACGCUGGAGCAGAUUGAUGUCAUCCACCGCAUGUGCCAGUUGUACCCCGAGACCUUCCUGUGCGUCACCGACAGCACAGGCAUCCGGCAGGCCUUCCGGGAGGGAAAGGUGGCCAGUCUGGUUGGCGUGGAGGGCGGCCACUCCAUCGACAGCAGCCUGGGCGUCCUGCGGGCGCUCUACCACCUGGGCAUGCGGUACCUGACUCUCACCCACAGCUGCAACACGCCCUGGGCCGACAACUGGCUGGUGGACACGGGAGAGGAUGAGGCCCGCAGCCAAGGCCUGUCACUCUUUGGGCAGAGUGUCGUGAAGGAGAUGAACCGACUGGGCAUCAUCAUCGAUUUGGCCCACGCGUCCAUGGCCACCAUGAAGGCCGUGCUGCAGCUGUCCCAGGCCCCCGUGGUCUUCAGCCACUCCUCGGCCUACAGCGUGUGCCCGCACCGGCGCAACGUGCCCGACGACGUGCUCCAGCUGGUGAAGCAGACAGGCAGCCUGGUGAUGGUGAAUUUCUACAGUGACUACGUUUCCUGCAAAGCGGAGGCCAACUUGUCCCAAGUGGCAGAUCACCUGGACCACAUCAAGAAGGUGGCGGGGGCCGGAGCCGUGGGCUUGGGUGGGGACUACGAUGGUGUGUCCAGGCUCCCCUCGGGGCUUAAGGACGUGUCCAAGUAUCCAGACCUGGCCGCCGAGCUGCUGAGGAGACAGUGGACUGAGGCAGAGGUCAAGGGCGCCCUGGCAGACAACCUGCUGAGGGUCUUCGAGGCGGUGGAGCAGGCGAGCAGUCACACGCAGGCUCCCGGCGAGGCGCCCAUCCCAUUGGGCCAGCUGGAGGCCUCCUGCAGGACCAGCUACGGCUACUCAGGGGCCCCCAGCCUCCACCUCCAGCCGGGGGCCCUGCUGGCCUCCCUUGCACUCCUCGUCCUCUGCCCGUGUCGCCUCUGA
Lipotes vexillifer (Yangtze River dolphin) is the source of this 1233-nucleotide messenger RNA. It is a transcript of the gene DPEP1, whose product is annotated as dipeptidase 1. The transcript is spliced from 10 exons. Gene Ontology annotation, molecular function: metallodipeptidase activity. Gene Ontology annotation, cellular component: plasma membrane. Gene Ontology annotation, biological process: proteolysis. Bases 1 to 1233 code for a protein of 410 amino acids. The record is from RefSeq and is a predicted model, not a curated record. NCBI's taxonomy places the organism in Eukaryota, Metazoa, Chordata, Mammalia, Artiodactyla, Lipotidae.